GUGCGGUUUAAAUUCACAUGUGUUAACUUGAGAACUACUCAGAUUAUAUUCAGUUGGUCAUUUCAUGUUCGACAGUGGAUAAAGAGUAAGUUGGUCAAGUAAGAGAGAACAAAUGGAUGAUUUAUGAUGCCAUCUGCAGGUCCCCAGCUUUACAUUUGAGGAAUUAUAGAAACUGAAUACUGUCUACAGUCAGGAAUCGAUUUCGAAAAUACCGGAAAGCGUUUGCAAAGUAAGGAAGCCAAUAUUUGAUUCAUCAUGUGUAACCCAAAGUGCAGCAAAGUUGCCUUGAUUGUUAUCAAUAUUAUAUUCAUUUUGCUUGGGCUUGGUUUGCUUAUCCCAGGAAUCUUAGUGAUCAUAAAUGAUGAUGGCAUCAACGAGAAAGUAUUACCAGCAUUACAGACUGUCGAUUUUGGAGUAUCGAAUUUUGGUGACCUUGCCAAAGGACUCUCUAUUACACUUAUUGUAAUGGGCUCUUUUGUUUUAGUUCUGUCGUUGUUAGGUGGAUGUGGCGCGUGCUGUGAAGCAAAAUUACUUUUGACGAUAUAUUCAAUUGUAGUUGUCAUUCUGUUCCUGGGAAAGCUGGUAAUUGUAGUAUUGUGGAUUGUAUUCAAAGCAGACGUAGAAUCGAAGUUGAAAGCUGAAAUGAAAACAGGACUUCUGAAAUUUACGAACGAUGAUCUUACUACUCACGAAGUCUCAACUGGAUGGAAUUACCUGAAUAUGAACUUUAAGUGUUGUGGUAUUGAUGCUGUCACUGGUACAGGAGCUGGUAAUGAUUACACGAACUCUGCAUGGUAUACAGGAAGUGGAACUGACGAGCUUCCCAAAUCAUGUUGUCCAUCAGCGACAUCGUCUUCAUACACCAGUACAUGUUCAUUUACUAAGAGUGCAAACCCAACUGGACAACAUUCACAGGGCUGUUACGAUGCUUUGAAGGAGUUUGCAGAUAAAUAUUCAAUUGCAUUUAUAUGUGUUGGCGUCUUCAUUUUGUUAGUUGAGGUGGCAGCAGUGAUUUUUGCGUGCUCGUUGUGCAAAAACAUAGGCAAAGACCACGUUGUAUAAAACCUUUCUCUGCCAUAAACAGUUUCAAGACAACUGUUAGCGUGUGUUUGAAGAUUUAGUCUUACAAAACUUUCAGAAAACAAUAUUUAGUGAUAUAUUUAAUAUUACAUUCGUACAUAUAUAUUUUUUCAUUGCUGCAAACAGAUGUAACUCAAUGAUUGACAUUUCAGAAAACAAUUUAUUACAGUUUGAGGUUAAGCAAUAGUGUUUAAAUAUUCCGUACAGUAGAAUUAUUGACCAACCAGUUUAACGUGUUUAUGAAACACUUCUUAAUCUAAAGAAGUGAUGAAAAACAUCAUAGAUCAAACAGUUUAUAAUAAAUUAUUAAUUUUCGACAAUAUUCAGAAAGUAGAUUAUAUAUUAAGAAAUUAUGAGGAUCGUGAAAGUUUAAAUCCUUGGUGUGUUAUGAAUGGUUUAUCUCUUUGGUAAUAUAUUUCAUGAUCGAUAGUUAUUUUUGCGUUUAUUAUCAACAUAACCAAACAAAUGGUUUGAAAUGUACAUAUUGAUGGCUGAUUAUCGUUUUCGUUUGUAAAUAGACUGAGCAUAGUGCAAGUUAAGCGUUGAAAUAUAAGCGGAUUCAUUGAUUUAUUCAUGAAAAUGAUUGCUUUGUCUCGCUUCGAAGAAGUCGAGAAGGCGAGACUUAGAAGUGAUGUGUCCGGCGUCGUCUGUGUGUCAACAAUUUAUUAAAAGUUUGUGAUAAGGUAAUUUUAAGGGUAACUAUUAAUGAUAAGUCAAUGAUAUUUGGUAUGCAGUUGUAUAAGCAUUAGCAUGUCACAUUUCAAUGAAGAUUAUUUGUCUCAGCCACUGCCAUGGCCUAUAAUUGACUUCGAAACUUUUGCAUAGUUAACGGGUUAAAUUUUGUGAUCAGGUGAGUUUAAUGGGAACCACUGAAGACAAGGCAAUGAUUUUUUGUGGAGCCUGCGUCUUUUGUCGCAAAAGCGAGACACAGCGAUCCUACAUUCCGUCCACAAAUAUUCACUCUGUAAAAGUUUUUGAAAUUUUAAUACCUUUCUUAAACUAUCCUGCAUUUCUACCAAACUUGGAUAGAAGCUUGUUUAUGAUCAUAAGAUAGUAUCCAGAAGUAAAUUUUGUAAAAAAAAAAAUCCUGUUUAUCCGUAUUUUACUUAUAAAUGGACUUAGUUUUUUCUGCCAGUUAACAUUACAUUCACUUUGUAGUUAAAAGUUUUAAAAAUUUUAAUAACUUUCUUAAACUAUCCUGGAUGUGUACCAAACUUUGACAGAAGCUUGUUUGUGAUCAAACGCUAGUAUCUAGAAGGAAAUUUUGUAAAAAAAUAUUUCCUGUUUUUCCGUAUAUUAAUUAUAAAUGGGCUUAGUUUUUCUUCCAGUUAACAUUACAUACAGUCAUCAGUUAAAGUUUUUAAAACAUUUAUUAGAUUCAUAAACCAUCCUGGAUUUUUAUCAAACUUGGACAGAAGCUUCUUACAAUCAAAAGAUAGUAUCUAGAGGAAAAUGUUUAAUAAUUUUUUCCCCAUUUUUGUUACAGCAAAAUUUGCAUUAUACUUUCAAAAAUUGCAUGCAGACGAGACACAACUCUUGUGUCAAUAGUUUAUUUAUUUUAUCAACAUCGUUCUGACAUAGACUUCUAUCGAAAACUUUUUGUAUAUAUGCCAGUAAUUAUUCGUCCAUAGUACACUGUUUUAGUGCUUGCAGCCUUCGUAUUAUGUUGCCAUGGAAUAAUAACCGGGGUUGUUGUUAUUUUUAACAGAAGAGAAAUUUUAUUUACUAAAAAGUAGAUAAAAAUAAUUGAAUAAUCAAAAAGCAGAAAAAUUAAACAAAUUUAACAUUUUUAAUGCAAGCAGUUAUGCGUCACUUGCCAGUUAACUUGUUUGAAAAUUUACUGUAUGUGUUUUGUAAACUUCUAUCUCAUUUUCAUUGUUUCAUUUGAAAUUAAAAAAAAACUAACGAA
Messenger RNA from Mytilus californianus (California mussel), 2989 nucleotides. Its product is annotated as CD63 antigen-like. Gene Ontology annotation, cellular component: membrane. The coding region runs from base 256 to 1062 and encodes 268 amino acids. The transcript is spliced from 10 exons. The record is from RefSeq and is a predicted model, not a curated record. Lineage: Eukaryota; Metazoa; Mollusca; Bivalvia; Mytilida; Mytilidae.